AUGUCCUCUUCCGUUCGUCGUUCUUCCAGGCUAGCAAGCAAGCACAAGCUUGAAGAGCCAGCUCCUUCUGCACCUGCAAAAAAACCAAAAUCUUCCAAAAAGACUGCUGUUAAGCCAGAAGAGAAACCAGAAAAGAAACCGGCCAACAAAGCAUUGAAGAUUGAUGAUGCGAUCCCAGACAUUGUGUUGAAGAAUCAAGAUGAUGAAGACGUGUCCUUGAAACAGAUUGCUCUGGAAAACAGGAUUGUUGCUAUCUUUGCCUAUCCGAAGGCGUCGACCCCAGGUUGCACAAAACAGGCUUGCGGUUUUAGUCAGAACUAUGGUGAUUUAUCAAAAAAGGCCAAAAUAUUUGGUCUUUCAUCUGACUCCCCAAAGGCUCAGAAAAAUUUCAUGGUGAAGCAAUCUUUGAAACUCGACGGUUUGCUAUGUGAUCCUGAAAAGAAGUUGAUUGGUCCUUUAGGCGCAAAAAAGUCACCUAAUGGUAUCAAAAGAUCCCAUUGGAUUUUCGUAGAUGGGUAUUUGAAGGUCAGCAGGGUACAAAUCAGCCCGCUCGUCAGCGUCGAUGAGGCGAAGGAAGAGAUUGAAGAGAUUUACUCAAAUUUGACCACCGAUGAAGAGCCAAAAAAGGACCUAGAAGAAUCUGAUGAAAAAUAA
Messenger RNA from Saccharomycopsis crataegensis, 654 nucleotides. It is a transcript of the gene DOT5, whose product is annotated as thioredoxin peroxidase DOT5. The coding region runs from base 1 to 654 and encodes 217 amino acids. The transcript has a single exon. Gene Ontology annotation, biological process: cell redox homeostasis; cellular response to oxidative stress. NCBI's taxonomy places the organism in Eukaryota, Fungi, Ascomycota, Saccharomycetes, Ascoideales, Saccharomycopsidaceae. The record is from RefSeq and is a predicted model, not a curated record. Gene Ontology annotation, molecular function: thioredoxin peroxidase activity. Gene Ontology annotation, cellular component: cytoplasm.